CUGUCCUCAGUGCAGUUUCCACUCUCCUAAGCCCCCAUCCCAACAUCUUGGCAUGAAGAGCUUUAGCUGGGGUUUGGAUUAGAUUGGGUUGCCUUUAUUGCUGGAUCAUCUCAUAGCAUUGGCAGCCAUGUGAACGGUGCUUAUUUAUCGGCUCUCUGCCUAGCAAUGGCUGCACUCACUCCUAUUCCCAAGGUGUCAGAUUUACUCUGAUUUAUUUAACCUUGGCUGGAGAGUAUAAAGAUGAUCAGAUAGUGCCAAUCUCUUUGGAGUGCCCUGGACAGCUCAUUUUAAGAGGGAGAGGGCCUGUGGAGAGGGAGGCAGCAGACUCCAGGGAAGGACAGUUUUGCAAUGUCUUGUUGAGUAGGGUGAGCAGUGAGGUAGUGAAAGUCUGCUUCCAGUUUAGGUCUUAAAUUGUUAGCUCCAAACAUUGCAUUUUGAGUUAGGGACAUUAUGUUUGUGUGUUUGUUUUGCGGGCCCUGAGUCUGUUUCUGAGUUGGAGCUUCACAUUUUUAUUACGCCUGCUUUUUUAUUUCAAAGCUGAGACCUAUCUCCAUCACCUUUGCCAUGCCACACCACACAGGAUGUAAGCACAUGAUCUUUGGUUUUUCAUUUGCAUACUCUACUAGUCCUGUCUUCAUUGGCGGGAAGUAGCUGGUCAGACCUGGGCUGUCUUGCUGGCUGCCUUCCUUGCUGGGCUCCAACUUAUCUUCUAUGUACAUAGCCCUUAGAGUUCAGAGGCCUCUGCUGACUUCUGCCUAGCCUCUGGCUUUCAGCACCCACGUCCCCACUUGUACAUACAGGAGCAGAAGGAAAAGAGGGAGCUGGAGAUAGUCUGUGAGAGGCUUAGAAACCCAGUGCAUCCCCCUGGCCCAGCCCUGCCACCUGCUGCUGUGGCCACGACAACAGAAAGGACAACUAGGAACAUAGGAAGAGAGGUCCAAUACCUUGUGGGCAGUGCUAUCAUUAGCUGCAACGACUAAGAUGGCUCAAGAGAUGGGAGAGCUCACUCAAACCAGGUUGCAGAAGAUCUGGAUUCCACACAGCAGCAGUAGCAGCGGGCUGCAACGGCGAAGGGGCUCAUCCAUACCACAGUUCACCAAUUCUCCCACAAUGGUGAUCAUGGUGGGCUUACCAGCUCGAGGCAAGACCUACAUCUCUACGAAGCUCACACGCUAUCUCAACUGGAUAGGAACACCAACUAAAGUGUUUAAUUUAGGCCAGUAUCGACGAGAGGCAGUGAGCUACAGGAACUAUGAAUUCUUUCUCCCAGACAACAUGGAGGCCCAGCUUAUCAGGAAGCAGUGUGCUCUGGCUGCCCUAAAGGACGUCCAUAAAUAUCUCAGCCGUGAGGAGGGUCAUGUUGCGGUUUUUGAUGCCACCAACACUACCAGAGAGCGACGAUCAUUGAUUCUGCAGUUUGCUAAAGAGCAUGGUUACAAGGUCUUCUUUAUUGAGUCUAUUUGUAAUGACCCUGACAUCAUUGCAGAAAACAUCAAGCAAGUGAAACUAGGCAGUCCUGAUUACAUUGACUGUGAUCAAGAAAAGGUUUUGGAAGACUUUCUUAAGAGAAUCGAGUGCUAUGAGAUCAACUACCAACCCUUGGAUGAGGAAUUGGACAGUCAUCUGUCCUACAUCAAGAUCUUCGAUGUGGGCACACGCUACAUGGUAAAUCGAGUGCAGGACCAUGUUCAGAGCCGCACAGCCUACUACCUCAUGAACAUCCAUGUCACACCUCGAUCCAUCUACCUAUGCCGGCAUGGUGAGAGUGAACUCAACCUCAGAGGCCGCAUUGGAGGUGACUCUGGCCUCUCCGCUCGGGGCAAACAGUAUGCCUAUGCCCUGGCCAACUUCAUUCAGUCUCAAGGCAUCAGCUCCCUGAAGGUGUGGACUAGCCAUAUGAAGAGGACCAUUCAGACUGCUGAGGCCCUAGGUGUCCCCUAUGAACAGUGGAAAGCCCUGAAUGAGAUUGAUGCGGGUGUCUGUGAGGAGAUGACCUAUGAAGAAAUCCAAGAACACUACCCUGAAGAAUUUGCACUACGGGACCAAGAUAAAUAUCGUUACCGCUAUCCAAAGGGAGAGUCCUAUGAGGAUCUGGUUCAGCGUCUUGAGCCAGUUAUAAUGGAGCUAGAACGACAAGAAAAUGUACUAGUGAUCUGUCACCAGGCUGUCAUGCGAUGUCUCCUGGCAUACUUCCUGGAUAAAAGUUCAGAUGAGCUGCCCUAUCUCAAGUGUCCUCUGCACACAGUGCUCAAACUCACACCUGUGGCUUAUGGCUGCAGAGUGGAGUCCAUCUACCUGAAUGUGGAAGCUGUGAACACACACCGGGACAAGCCUGAGAAUGUGGACAUCACCCGUGAACCUGAGGAAGCCCUGGACACUGUCCCUGCCCAUUACUGAAUCCUUUCCAAGUGGUCAGAUUGCCUCUGUCCUCGUUGCUUUCCUCCUGUAGGAACUGCUGCCCUUGUUCUCCCUAAGCAGACUCUGGCUUUGUCCUGAGAGUGCCCUACCUCCAGUGAAGAAGUCCGUAGCAGCUCCCAAACAAGUCUCAAUUCCUAAGGAGCCUACUUAGUCGUGGACAAAGUUCUUCUUAAAUAACUAUUUUCUAAUGAAUAAAGACAUGUCUUACUACCUAUAGGACAGGAAGAGGCUAUAUGGCUUCUCCCAUUGUUCUGAAGAGCUUGAUUCUAACCCAACUCUGGUACUGUUGGUGAAGAAUGGGUGAGGACGUCUGAGAUCAAAGAGUCCUGGGGUAGCACUUCUCAAAGAUGAAAAAGAUAGGUCCUUGUGAGUUCCUGUUGGUUUUGUCCCUUGGCAGUCAAAGUACUCAGGGACAAGAUGUAUUCAUCAUUAUACUCAGAGAAGAAUCUAGCUCUUGGGCGAAGAGCUUCAGUCUCCUCCAACUCUUGCUACUAUCCUGAAUAAUUUCAUUGCCUAUGUUAAUGAUGCCAUUAACACCCUCUCUCCCUCCUAGGCAUGUGACCCCCUCAACUUCAGUGGUUAUCUGUUUUCAUUUGUGGGAUCCUCUCUCUGGGCUAACUUACUAGCUGGAAGCUUCCAGUUCAUUCAAGUCUGUAAAAUUUUAUCAUCCUUAAGACUUUAGCAGUAUGCCUCCACACCAUAGGCAUUCAUGUAGUAUUUCCUAAAUGAACAAUAUCUGCCCUGGUUCAUCAGUAUGUUCCUUUUGAGCUCUCCUUUGUCUCCUAGUUCUUUAGUCUCUCAAUAUUCUUGUAAUCCCUAACCAACUUGGACCUACUUCUUCAGCCACUAGCCAUACACUAAUCAUUAUGGGCCAGGUUCUAGUGUCCGUGUGAUAAACAGACUCAUAACCUG
This is a messenger RNA of Peromyscus leucopus (white-footed mouse), 3330 nucleotides long. It is a transcript of the gene Pfkfb1, whose product is annotated as 6-phosphofructo-2-kinase/fructose-2,6-biphosphatase 1. The coding region runs from base 982 to 2397 and encodes 471 amino acids. Gene Ontology annotation, molecular function: 6-phosphofructo-2-kinase activity; ATP binding; fructose-2,6-bisphosphate 2-phosphatase activity. NCBI's taxonomy places the organism in Eukaryota, Metazoa, Chordata, Mammalia, Rodentia, Cricetidae. Gene Ontology annotation, cellular component: cytosol; 6-phosphofructo-2-kinase/fructose-2,6-biphosphatase complex. Gene Ontology annotation, biological process: fructose 2,6-bisphosphate metabolic process; fructose metabolic process. The transcript has 14 exons. The record is from RefSeq and is a predicted model, not a curated record.